Aptenodytes forsteri (emperor penguin) is the source of this 6313-nucleotide messenger RNA. It is a transcript of the gene UBE3C, whose product is annotated as ubiquitin protein ligase E3C. Lineage: Eukaryota; Metazoa; Chordata; Aves; Sphenisciformes; Spheniscidae. The record is from RefSeq and is a predicted model, not a curated record. The coding region runs from base 63 to 3317 and encodes 1084 amino acids. Gene Ontology annotation, molecular function: protein binding; ubiquitin protein ligase activity. Gene Ontology annotation, biological process: protein polyubiquitination; ubiquitin-dependent protein catabolic process. The transcript is spliced from 23 exons.
GCCCCCUUUGCGGGGUCAGCUCGGGGGGCCGGACCCCGCUCUAGAUGGGAUAAGCCGUAAAGAUGUUUAGCUUUGAAGGGGAUUUCAAAACAAGGCCCAAGGUGUCUCUCGGAGGAGCGAGUAGGAAGGAAGAAAAGGCUUCUCUCCUGCAUCGUACUCAGGAAGAAAGGAGAAAACGAGAGGAAGAAAGGCGGAGGCUGAAAAAUGCAAUAAUAAUCCAGUCAUUUGUAAGAGGGUACAGAGACAGAAAACAUCAGUACUCUAUCCAAAGAAGUGAAUUUGAUCGCUGUGCUAAUUUGGCCCAGUCUGGAGGAACCUUUUCCACUGCUAAUGGAGCUAAUUUGACCCUUCUAGUUCGUCAGUUACUCUUUUUCUAUAGACAGAACGAGGAUUCUAAGCGUUUGAUAUGGAUGUGUCAGAAUUUAAUUAAACAGAGUUCUCAGUUUGUUAAGCAAUUGGAUGGUCCAGACAGACUUACUUGCUUAUUCCAAAUAAAAAGACUGUUGGGGCUGUGUUGCAGGCUAUUGCAAAAUUGCAGUGAUGACAGUCUGAAUGUUGCACUUCCUAUGAGAAUGCUUGAGGUAUUUUCAUCUGAGAAUACGUAUUUGCUUGUUUUACAAGAUGUCAGCUAUGUGACAUCAUUAAUUGAACAAAUUUUGCACUACAUGAUUCAAAAAGGCUUCUACAAGUCGCUUUAUUUGUUAAUUAACAAUAAGCUUCCCUCGAGUAUUGAGUAUUCUGAUGUUUCUCGAGUCCCUAUUGCAAAAAUACUUCUGGAGAAUGUUCUGAAGCCAUUGCACUUUACAUAUAGCUCCUGUCCAGAAGGUGCAAGGCAGCAGAUUUUUGCAGCCUUCACAGAGGAGUUUCUGGCAGCACCUUUUACAGAUCAGAUACUCCAUUUCAUCAUUCCAGCGCUUGCUGAUGUGCAGACCGUUUUCCCUUAUGAACUCUUUCUGAAUGCACUAUUAUUAGCAGAAAGCGGAUGUUCAAGAAGAAGUGAUCAAGCCCCAUGGCUUUUUUACUUUGUGUUAACAGUUGGAGAAACAUAUUUGGGAUCCCUUUCAGAGGAAGGACUUCUUGUGUAUUUGAGGGUACUCCAAACUUUUCUCUCUCAGCUGCCUGUGUCUACUGCUGGUACAAAUUGUCAAGAUGCAAACAGUGAUUCUGAAGAUGAGGAUGAAGAGAUCAAUAAAAUGACAACUACACCAGGUGAUGGGAGAAUAUCAGUUCAGUACAUAACUGAGGAGUGUCUAAAGAAAUUGGAUACAAAGCAGCAGACAAACACUCUCUUGAAUAUGGUUUGGAGAGAUUCAGCUAGUGAAGAGGUCUUUACCCUGAUGGCAUCAAUCUGCCACACGCUAAUGGUACAACACCGAAUGAUGGUGCCAAAAGUCAGGCUUCUUUAUAGUUUAGCCUUUAAUGCCAGAUUCCUGAGGCACCUUUGGUAUUUGAUAUCUUCAAUGACUACACGAAUGAUUACAGGGUCUAUGGUACCACUCCUUCAGGUGAUUUCAAGAGGCUCUCCAAUGUCUUUAGAAGACUCUAGUCGAAUUAUCCCCCUCUUCUACCUUUUUAGUUCUUUGUUUAGUCAUUCACUUAUUUCUAUUCAUGAUAAUGAAUUCUUUGGUGAUCCAAUAGAAGUUGUAGGUCAAAGACAAUCAUCAAUGAUGCCUUUUACACUGGAAGAGCUUGUAAUAUUAUCACGCUGCCUUCGAGAUGCAUGUUUAGGAAUCAUAAAAUUGGCUUACCCAGAAACAAAGCCAGAGGUUCGUGAGGAAUAUAUUGCAGCAUUUAGGAGUGUUGGAGUAACAAAAAAUACAGAAAUGCAGCAAUGUAUACAGACGGAACAAAAAAGGUGGAUUCAGUUAUUCAAGGUCAUCACAAACUUAGUGAAAAUGUUGAAAUCUAGGGAUACAAGGAGAAAUUUCUGCCCACCAAAUCACUGGCUCUCAGAACAAGAAAACAUUAAAGCAGAUAAGGUUACACAGCUGUAUGUGCCAUCCGCUAGACAUGUCUGGAGAGUCAGAAGAAUGGGAAGAAUAGGACCAUUGCAAUCUACUUUGGAUGUGGGUUUGGAACCAGCACCUCUUUCUGUAUCUGAAGAACGACAACUUGCAAUUCUGACAGAGCUACCUUUUGUAGUUCCUUUUGAAGAAAGAGUAAAGAUUUUUCAGAGACUGAUCUAUGCUGAUAAACAAGAAGUGCAAGGAGAUGGGCCAUUUUUGGAUGGAAUUAAUGUCACUAUCAGAAGAAAUUAUAUUUAUGAAGAUGCUUAUGAUAAACUUUCUCCUGAAAAUGAACCUGACCUAAAAAAGCGCAUUCGUGUUCACUUACUUAAUGCACAUGGUCUUGAUGAAGCUGGUAUUGAUGGUGGUGGAAUUUUCAGAGAAUUUCUGAAUGAACUACUUAAAUCAGGAUUUAACCCUAACCAGGGAUUUUUUAAGACCACCAAUGAAGGACUUCUUUACCCCAACCCUGCUGCACAGAUGCUUGUUGGAGACUCUUAUGCCAGACAUUACUACUUUCUUGGAAGAAUGCUUGGAAAGGCUCUUUAUGAAAAUAUGCUGGUGGAGCUGCCAUUUGCUAGUUUUUUCCUCUCAAAAUUACUGGGGACAAGUGCGGAUGUUGACAUUCAUCAUUUAGCUUCGUUAGAUCCAGAAAUGUACAAAAAUUUGCUUUUUCUCAAGAGCUAUGAAGGGGAUGUAGAAGAACUUGGACUAAACUUCACGGUGGUAAAUAAUGACCUUGGGGAAGCGCAGGUGGUUGAGCUGAAGCCAGGUGGAAAAGACAUUCCUGUUACCAGCGCUAACCGAAUUGCGUACAUUCACCUGGUGGCAGACUACAGGUUAAACAAACAAAUUCGACAGCAUUGCCUUGCUUUCCGUCAGGGACUGGCCAAUGUUGUGAAUCUUGAAUGGCUUCGAAUGUUUGAUCAACAGGAAAUACAGGUUUUGAUUUCUGGUGCCCAAGUACCUAUUAGUUUGGAUGAUCUUAAAUCUUUCACAAACUAUUCAGGUGGCUACACAGCAGACCAUCCUGUAAUUAAAAUAUUCUGGAGAGUUGUAGAAAGCUUCACUGAUGAAGAGAAACGCAAACUACUCAAGUUUGUAACAAGCUGCUCUCGACCGCCUCUUCUGGGGUUUAAGGAGUUAUAUCCUGCAUUUUGCAUUCACAAUGGAGGAUCUGAUUUAGACAGGCUACCUACUGCCAGUACCUGCAUGAACUUGCUGAAGCUUCCUGAGUUUUAUGACGAAAAUCUUAUGCGAAGCAAGCUUCUUUAUGCCAUUGAAUGUGCUGCUGGAUUUGAAUUAAGCUGAGUCGAACUGAUGCUUAUUUGGAUGAUCUGCAGAGGAACUAACCAGUGCCUACUCUAUAAGCAGCACCCAUACCCAAGCAGUUUUAAGGGAAUUCUGUCUAGAUUUCUGCAGCUCUUGUGUCUUGUCAAAUGCCCUCAAAUAGGUUUCAUUUUUAAACACGAUUUCUUAGUUAGCUUUCCUUAAUUAAUAUUACAUUGACACUGCUUUAUGAUUCAAAACAUUGAAUGCCGUGUGCAGUGUGGCUGUUCUCUGUGUUUAUGCGAAGAAAGAGCACAUUUAAAGAACAGUGACAUCUCAGUGAAAUUAACCAAAGAUGAAGCUUUGGCUUUGUGCUGUUCAAACAUAAAUAAUUUCACAAACUGGCAAUGAAGUUGUGUACCAUGCAGCGCAUUGGGAUGAGACAGGGCUAACAUCCUGUAAUUAAUCUUUUAGAUGGAAGUGAAGCAGAUGUUUGCAGAUAUCCCAGAACUGAGGGGAUGAAAAUGCACAUUACCGAUAACAUAACAUCUUUACUUAUGUUGUAGAAUUGUUUACAAAUCAUAGUUGUUGCAGAACUGAUUUUGUUUUAUACUACCUUCCCUCAAGAUGGUAGGCACUGAGAUAAAACGUUUAUAAUAUUCCAUUUGUGCUUUCUGAAAUACCUUGGAGAAAUCGGAUUUGCAUUAUUUUAAGUUCAACUUUUGGCUGUGUCAUUAUCACUUGAACACUGUCGUGGAUGGAUGUGACUAUCCAUGUUUUCUCUGUUCUGUUUCUGUCUUUUGUGCCUGUACAGAUUUUUUGUUUUUUAAAAAAUGUAUCAGACUCCUGUUGCAUACGCAAUACAUACAAAAGUCAUCACUUUGGAAAAAUAUACAUGUAACAACUAUUAAAAUUAUUUGAACCAAAGUUAUCAGGCUUUAUCUUUUAUAUUUGAAGCCUGUGGUGUUCACGUUCCUUUUCCCUAUCAUUUCUUUCCAUCUUAAAUACCAUAUCUGUGCCGUAAACCCUAGUCAAAUUCAUUAUUUUUUUUGUGAUUAAACAGCUUUUAUAUCCAUCUGCCUGCAGUACUUCUGCUAAGAAAAGUAGGUGGGAAUAUGCUGCUUAAUAUUAUUUGGUAUCUGGGAAAAAACUUGCUUUCAAAUGGAAGGAACUGAUCCUCUAGUAGUAGGCACAUCGCUGGGUAUCCGUAUGCAAACUGCGGUCAAUUUAAAAAAGGAAUUACAGUUCAAACUGUAAGAUUCAUAAGUGCAUCCCUCUGAACUUUAGUUUUAUAUUUUAAAUCAUGAAAAUUUACAAUCAAAUUUGUAUUCAUCUCUUAUGCAAAAAAAUAUUUUGCUGUUACUGGAAACUCUGUUGGAUUUCAUAUUUAAUAAGCAGUAACCAGCAAUAUCCUUCUAAAUGUGGGGAAACUGAGUGAUUUUAAGAUGUUUACUAGUAAUCAUAUAAAAAUGUAUAAUUUCUUAAUUUGGGUAAUAAAUGAAGUGUUGAAAUACUAUUUGUAGUCUUGAUGUACAGAAAAUAAAACGAUUGGUUUUCUUUUUGGUUUUGCUUUAGGCUUUCUUUAGGCUUUUAUUUAUGUUAAAUGUUACAUACCCAACCUGUUCUUUAUCCCAAAAUUCUUUUCUUGUAUAUUUUUCUACAUAAAUUAUGGAACUUGUAAAGAAGUUGAAAAAGAGAUCAGUAAUAGUGGAACUGCCUCCUCCUAAUUGCAAAACCUGAACACUUCUUUUAGAUAGCAUUAUUUAUUUUAGAACCUAAUGCUUUAAAUAUUUUGAAAUUAUUUUUCAAUUCCAUUAUUUUGCUACACUGGGUAGUGUUAUCUGUAUUUUGUAAAAUUAAAUUUAAAUUUUCUAUUAAAUAUUCAUAUUUUGACGAUUGUGUCGGAGUCAUGCCAAGUAAUCAUGACUGGUAAUGUACGCUUUCUGCUUUUGUAAAAGGAGACGGUGCACGCUAUUCCUGUCUGUUACCAUGAACGCAAGUUCAACAGAGAGAGUAGGCUGGGGGGAAGUGUGAGUUGCAGAUAGGUGUAGUCAUGUAAUCGCAAGAAUCGCACAGCUGCAGAAAACUUCAGUAGAGAAUUUGAGUUUGCUGAAAAUACUCUGACUUUUUAUGUCUUCAGUAUGUAGUACUCGGUGAUCUUGUUUUGUUUAUUCUGUACAUUAAGUACGAAAUUCUGACAUACUCGAGUCAGUGGGAUUGUAGCCUUGAUUUCAUUCUGCAGGUAGUCAAUUGAAAAUCUGUGCUGCAACAGCUUACACCGCCUUCAGUAUCCAGACUGCAAUAAGAAGAGGGUAGGGCUUUCCUUUGGCAACGGGUCCCUUCAAUUCUGACUGUCAACUGUUUCCGUAUAGUCAGGAUGAAGCACGAGUCCCUGCUUUUCAAUGAUCUAUUGCUGGAUAUUUUAAGGAACGGGAGAUAAAGGUAUGAGGAGUAAUACAGAUGUAGUCAGUCCUGUCCUGAGGAGCUAGGUGGUCUAAAUGAUCUCUUGUAGCUCUUACGCAGCAAGAAUUGUUUAUAUAUGAAAAUGGAUUUUCUGUUUUCUAAAAGAAGAGCGAACUCUCUCCCAGUUGUGAUGCUCCCAGAGUUUAGGUAGGCAGAGGCAGGAAGCACUUUGCAUGCAAGUAACCUGAAAUAUUAUUGUAGAUUUUGAUAAUCAGAAUUAUAGCAGUAAUAAUUAUGGGUUUGGAGUUGUUUUCUGUGCAAGACAACCCUUCCUUAAAGUCAGUUUCUGUACUUCAGUGUUUUGUCCUCCUAGUUCAGUACUUGCUUUUUGAAAAAUGACAGCAUUUUCUGCUUGGUUUUCAUUUUCAAAUAAUCUUUGUUUUAUUUUGCAACCUGUUCUAAAAACAUUUUUGUCAAGGUUUAUCUUUAUGAUGGAAGAGGUCACAAUUUCUUCAUCUCUCCAAAGUUAAAAGGCAUAAAAGCGGAAUAAAAAAAUAAAAUUAGCACUUGGUCUGUUUAUCUAGUGAGAAUUUUUCCAGAUGUGGGUUUAGUCCUACUAGCUGGAUUAAAAAAAA